Messenger RNA from Dendrobium catenatum, 1439 nucleotides. RefSeq names its product mitogen-activated protein kinase kinase 6. The record is from RefSeq and is a predicted model, not a curated record. NCBI's taxonomy places the organism in Eukaryota, Viridiplantae, Streptophyta, Magnoliopsida, Asparagales, Orchidaceae. Gene Ontology annotation, cellular component: cytoplasm. Gene Ontology annotation, biological process: protein phosphorylation. Bases 149 to 1213 code for a protein of 354 amino acids. Gene Ontology annotation, molecular function: protein serine/threonine kinase activity; ATP binding. The transcript is spliced from 8 exons.
ACCACUAUCCGAUCUGAUUGCAAGGAAACAACGGAACAGCUCGCGUCUUUUCUGUUCUUUACUUCUGUCCGACUCUCCCUGUGUCUCUCUCAAGAGGAAAACCCUAGAUCUGAAUAGCGUUCAGAGGAAAACUGAAGCCCCCGCGAUCAUGAAGACCAAGAAGCCACUGGCCGAGCUAAAGGUCGUCGUGUCCUCUCAAGAGAAGCCGGUAACUGAUUUCUUGACGGCGAGUGGGACUUUUCAGGAUGGGGAUUUGCUCCUUAACAGAAAAGGGUUGCGUUUAAUCUCUGAAGAAAGUAGCAGCCAGCCACCAGAUGUUAAAGAUUUGGAUAUGCAAUUCACUAUGGAAGACUUUGAGACCGUUAAAGUUAUUGGAAAAGGAAGUGGUGGCGUUGUUCAACUUGUUCGGCACAAAUUUAUUGGGACUUUGUUUGCUUUGAAGGGUAUCCAGAUGAAUAUUCAAGAGACAGUCCGCAAGCAGAUUGUCCAAGAGAUUAAAAUAAAUCAAGCCUCACAGUGCCCUCAUGUGGUUGUUUGUUACCAUUCAUUCUACCAUAAUGGAAUUAUUUCUCUGGUCCUAGAAUACAUGGAUCGGGGUUCUCUUGCGGAUAUAAUUAGACAAGUCAAAACAAUUCUUGAGCCUUAUCUUGCAGUUCUAUGCCAACAGGUUUUAAAAGGUCUAGUAUAUCUUCACAAUGAAAGACACAUAAUUCAUAGGGAUAUAAAGCCAUCAAACUUGUUAGUGAAUCACAACGGUGAAGUGAAGAUAACCGAUUUUGGAGUGAGUGCCGUGCUUGCUAGUUCUAUGGGUCAGAGAGAUACAUUUGUGGGUACAUACAACUAUAUGGCGCCUGAAAGGAUUAGCGGAGGCUCAUAUGAUUUUAAAAGUGAUAUUUGGAGUUUGGGAUUAGUUAUUCUUGAGUGUGCUACAGGCUCCUUUCCAUAUAAGCAAACUGAAAAUGAGGAAGGGCCUUUGAGCUUUUAUGAACUUCUAGAGACCAUUGUAGAAGAGCCACCACCAAGUGUGCCGGAGGAUCAGUUCUCUCCAGAGUUCUGUUCAUUCAUAUCUGCUUGCAUACAAAAAGAUCCUCAGCAGAGAAUGUCUUCUUCGGAGCUUCUGAGUCAUCCAUUCAUCAAGAAGUUUGAGGACAAAGACAUUGAUCUGGGAAUCCUUGUAGGCAGCUUAGAUCCUCCGGUUAAUUUACCCGUGUAAAGCGUAUUGCUUUGUGGCAAUCAAAAUGAAUUAUGAUGAAGAAUUAUAGUGCUAUAAGAACUGCGAAAUUAAUUUCCAAUAUGAUUCUGAAAGCAUCAGAAUACCGGAUUGCAUUGAGGAGGAUGUUACUAGUCUAGAAAUGAGAGUGAUUUGUCUUUGGGGACUGUAACUGUUUUAGAUUGCUCACUAUAUGACAAUCUCGGUUGAAGUUGGGAGGUUUGGGACA